Molecule: messenger RNA, 2094 nt
Organism: Pieris napi
Lineage: Eukaryota; Metazoa; Arthropoda; Insecta; Lepidoptera; Pieridae
Product: SH2 domain-containing protein 4B-like
Exons: 10
Coding region: 168-1445 (425 amino acids)
Cellular component (GO): cytoplasm
Source: RefSeq, a predicted model, not a curated record
UCCGAGCGCGCAGCUAAGUUGGGCGCGCUGUCAGAUCUAAAUCAUUCGAAAUUCAAAUUUAAAUAGAGAACGACGCUUGAAGUAUUCUGUGACAGUGUUGUGCUUUUUGUGAGUCGGAACGCAUUGGAGGGUCGAGUUUUCACUUUGCGAGAGAAUUAGCAAGCAUCAUGCUGCAGCAGAUCCUUCGUGACAUGUGGGUUGACCCGGAGAUCCUCGCCGAGCUGGACGAGACACAGAAACAGACUCUCUUUUGCAAAAUGAGAGAAGAACAGGUCCGUCGCUGGCAGCUAUGGGAUGAUAAAGUGUGUAAGGAAGACACUGAACGAAAAUUCACUUCCAACGGGAAAAAGCAAGUGCAAUUUCUUAAGGGUGAAGAUGGAGAACCAUGGGUGUGGGUGAUGGGUGAGCAUCCCAACGACCAAUCUAUCGAGUGCAUCUUAGCUGAAGAGGCAAGGCAAAGAGCACUCGCCCAGGCAAGAGAAGAGGCACACCAGCUGCGCAAAUCGGUUGAGAAGGAGCUCACACAUCUUAUUGACUAUAAACCUUUGGAUAGCUUAGAACAGAAAUUCGACCUAUCUCCAAAGACCGUAGACAGUUUAGAAGAUACAUUGGACUUAUACUGCACAGUGGAUGAGCUAAGGGAGAGGAUGGCGGCGCUGGAAGCUGAAGAUAAAAAAGGAAUUGAGAAGACAUACUGCGAUGAUAUCAAACUGGACUUAAAGCAGAAUACGCUGCAUUUUAACUUCAUUGAAGGAAAGAAGGAUAUCCAAGACUCGAACGUGUGUCGUGGAGAUGGAGUAAGUCUUCGUGUUGCGGCGUGGGAGCGUCGUGUAGCGGCGGCUAGAGCGGGCGAUAUAUUGCGGGGCUUAAAAGCGCGGCGCGCGCGCACCUUACGGGACGCGCAGUUGCAGGCGAAGGACGAGGAUGCUGUGUGGAGGGAACAGGAGAGGAAAGCGAAGGAAGCGGAAGCUGCCAUGAGAGAAAUAGCAAGAGCAGCUCGUGAAGCCCAUCGUCGAAGCAAUGAACCCGAAUCCGUCUGUCCUACACAAGUCAACAAACCACCGAAUAAGGAGGCUGUCGUGGAAUGGUUUAGGAAGCAAAAAAUGGCGGGCGGCAUUUUCGACGACAACAAAACCGCGGAAUGGUUUCACGGAUUAAUCAGCCGAUCGGAAGCCGAGCAGGCUCUAUGUAAUAAAUCAGAAGGGACCUUCCUGGUCCGAUUGUCAGAGCGAGUGUGGGGCUACGCGAUAUCAUACCGAGCGGAGUCGCGGUGCAAACACUACCUUGUCGAUACAAGCGAUGGUUACCGUUUAUUAGGCGCAGGGCAGAUCUCUCAUAAUACCUUAGCCGAUCUCAUAAAUUACCAUCAAGAGGUCCCAAUAACAGAAAGUGGAGGCGAGUUGCUGGUGAGCGCGUGCAUUCCCGCUCAAACGCGUGUCAUAUAAGCGCCGCCAUUUUGGAGUCAGAUAUUCGAAAUAUUGUUACUAUUAUGUUAAGACCAUUUACUCAGUCAUUGUAUAUUAUUUUAGUUAUAACAUUAGCUCAUUAUAAUAUUAAAUAAUAGGAGAAACUAAUUGUUUUCUUCUAUUAGUAAUGACAUGAAAAUUAGACUUUGCUAUGUGCUUUUUCAGGUGCUUCUAGAAGUAUAAACUUGUACGGCCAUUAUUAAUCGUGGACUACAGAUAAAACAAUUCGUUACCAGGGUUACCAUAUUUAAAAUACAAAUAUCAUAACUAUGGUAAAAAAUACUAUCUCUAGUCCACGUUUUUGAAUAAGGCCAAAUUUUAGCGGCCUCAUUAAUAAUGUAACGAAUAAAAUUUGAGGCCGAAAUACUUAGUUCGUUAAAUGCAUUUUUAGGUUAAGUUUAUGAACAUUGUAAUUAGACUCGCUUAAUGGGUUGUUGUGAUAAUUUGAAAGGUUCAUAACCAUUGGUUACUUCAGUAUUAUUUUUACAAAAAUCUCCCGAAUUUUGGGGUAAUUGAGCCAAAGUAAAUUGUAUCAGAAAAACUCUUAAUAUGCCAUUUAUUGUAGUUUUUCUUCUCUUAUUGUGUAAUGUAUUAUAACUGCCAAUUAGAAUAAAUUAUAAAUAAUCAA